CUUUCAUGCUUCCCCCCUUAACACUUUGUUUACGUAAACACGAAUGACAGUACAAUUUUAGCGUAAUCGCUGGCAGAGGUCAAAGUUUAAAAAGCCACGCGAUACAGGUAUCAAAUAAAACAGUAUCUAUGCUACAGUUUUGUAGUCGCAAAGUGCACUGUACGUUGAUAAGUACUAUAGAGUAGUAACAUUUUACUUUCUGCUUUAACACAACAGAACUGCGAUUUCAUAAAAAGAAAUGGGUGACUUGCGAUUUGAUGGACGGGUAGCUGUAGUAACUGGCGCUGGAGCCGGAUUGGGAAAAUCCUAUGCCCUUCUGUUUGCUUCUCGAGGGGCCAAAGUCGUUGUCAACGACUUAGGGGGUGGCCGACACGGUGACGGCAGUUCUUCAAAAGCAGCUGACGCUGUUGUAGAUGAAAUCAGAAGAAAUGGCGGAACGGCCGUUGCAGAUUAUAAUUCAGUCGUUGAUGGAGAGAAGAUUGUGAAGACAGCUUUGGAUAAUUUUGGGCGUAUUGAUAUUUUGGUUAAUAAUGCUGGUAUUUUACGAGACAAGAGUUUUGCAAGAAUAUCUGACCAGGAUUGGGAUUUGGUACAUGCUGUCCAUUUGAAAGGAAGUUUUAAAACAACACAAGCAGCCUUUCCAGUAUUUAAAAAACAAGGCUAUGGAAGAAUAGUGAUGACAUCGUCAAAUUCAGGCCUUUAUGGAAAUUUUGGACAAGCAAAUUAUUCAGCUGCUAAGUUGGGUCUUGUUGGAUUGACCAAUACAAUAGCAAUUGAGGGAGCCAAAAACAAUAUUCAUUGCAAUGUGAUAGUGCCAACGGCAGCAAGUAGAUUAACUGAAGAUAUUCUUCCCCCAGACUUAUUUGCAGAGCUAAAACCAGAAUUAAUUGCUCCAGUUGUCGCUUAUCUUUGUCACGAAAGCUGCCCCGAAAAUGGCGCCGUAAUUGAAUCGGCAGCUGGGUGGGCAGGAAAAUGCCAAAUAAUUCGUGCAAAUGGUAGCCUUCUGCGCACUAAAAUCACCGAUGGCGUCUCUGUGGAAAACGUACGCGAUAACUGGCAACAAGUCACUUCAAUGACAGGCGCUGAGAUUUUAGCCUCAAUCCAAGACGCUACAGGUGCUUUGAUGACGUCUCUGGAUAAUUUGAGGUCAGGAGAUGUAAAAAAAGAAGAAAUGGACGUCUUCGAGUUUACAGAAAAGGAUACAAUUUUAUAUGCUCUUGGAACUGGAGCAUCUACAAAGAAAGAUAACGAAAUGAGAUUUUUGUAUGAAAAUGAUGAAAACUUUACCCCCUUACCUACAUUCUAUAUAUUGCCUGGAAUGCAGGCAAUGUUUGCAUCCUCACAACUUGAGUCGGCUAUACCCGGUAAAACGAUUAGCUUAGCGCAAGUCCUGCAUGGAGAGCAGUACAUAGAAUUUUUGGGGGAAGUACCAACUGAAGGAAAAUUGAUUUCAAAGACGAAUAUUGUUGAAGUUCUUGAUAAAGGAUCAGGAGCGGCUAUUGUACAAGAUGUUGAAACUUUUAACGAUAAAGGAGAAUUGAUUAUUCGCAACCAAACGGUAACUUUCGUGGUAGGUGCUGGUAACUUUGGUGGACCACGAACUGGUACAAAAAUCGUACCAUGUCAAUCGAAACCCAGUAGACAACCAGAUGUUAGCAUCAGCGAAAAAACCAGCGUUGAUCAAGCGGCGUUGUAUAGGCUGUCUGGAGAUCGCAAUCCACUGCAUAUUGAUCCUAAUAUGGCUUUGGUUGCUGGAUUUAAAGAACCAAUUUUACAUGGAUUGUGUACUUUGGGAUUCUCUGUUAGAAUACUUGUUAGAGCGUUUGCUGGAGGAGAUUCGUCUUUGGUCAAAGCAGUUAAGGCUCGUUUUAUGAAACCUGUGAUACCUGGUCAAACAUUAAAGGUGGACUUAUGGAGAGAAAAUAAUAGAAUCUACUUUGAAACUACAGCGGUGGAAUCAAACACGGUGGUCAUAGGCGGAGCAUACGUCGAUUUGACUUCAGUCCAAGUAGUUGAACCAACAAUGGGAUCCGCAACGGCUUUGGAAAGUGAUGCCAUUUUCCAGUUCAUCAUUGAUCAGGUUAAGGCAGAUCCAAACAAGGCGAAAUCUAUUGGUGGGGUAUUCCUGUACAAAAUAACCAAAAAUGGAAAAGAAGCGAAACAAUGGACUAUGGACUUGAAAAAUGCAAAGGUAUAUGAAGGGGCACCAGAAGGAAAACCAAGUACCACACUGACGAUUGCUGAUGAAGAUUUCAUGCUAAUGGCCCAAGGAAAAUUGCAACCUCAAGCAGCUUUCAUGAAAGGAAAACUAAAAAUUACAGGAAAUAUUAUGUUGGCACAGAAAUUGGCACCAAUACUAAAGGCCAAUGCAAAACUGUAAUUUAAUAACCUCUACAUAUUGUACAUUUUAUGUACACAUUCCUUUUAAUUUUUGGAAUUUUAUUUACAUGGUUUCUUCAGUGUAUUAUUAUCCUGUUGUAAUUGUUAUGUAUGGAUUUAAGUUGGUUUUUUAUUAUGUUAUUGUGGAUGGUCAAACUUUUUAUAAAUAUAUUUCUUUAAAGAAA
Molecule: messenger RNA, 2564 nt
Organism: Zophobas morio
Lineage: Eukaryota; Metazoa; Arthropoda; Insecta; Coleoptera; Tenebrionidae
Gene: Mfe2
Product: peroxisomal multifunctional enzyme type 2
Exons: 10
Coding region: 239-2380 (713 amino acids)
Molecular function (GO): oxidoreductase activity
Source: RefSeq, a predicted model, not a curated record